AUGGCUGAGCGCUACAUCCCCGAGCACAGAAGGACUCAGUUCAAGGCAAAGAACACCUUCAAGCCAGAUGAGCUCCGCCGCCGUCGCGAGGAGCAGCAGGUCGAGAUCCGAAAGGCAAAGCGUGAGGAGAACUUGGCAAAGCGACGAGGCAUCGGCACUGGUGACAACCGACCUGGCGCUUCCCUGGGCGCCGCACCCGACAGCGAGGAUGAGAACCCUCCCACAGAGUCCCAGUUGAGCGAGGACCUCCCUCAGAUGGUGCAGGGUGUGUUCUCGGACCAGAUCGAUCUGCAGAUUCAGGCUACCACCCGUUUCCGAAAACUCCUGUCCAAGGAGCGCAACCCCCCGAUCGAGGAGGUCAUCAAGACCGGUGUUGUCAGCCGUUUCGUCGAGUUCCUCCGAUCGCCUCACACCCUCGUGCAAUUCGAGGCUGCUUGGGCUCUCACCAACAUUGCCUCUGGCAGCGCUGCACAGACCCAGGUUGUCAUCGAGGCCGGUGCCGUCCCCAUCUUUGUCGAGCUCCUCGCCAGCCCCGAGCCCGACGUGCGCGAGCAGGCCGUGUGGGCUCUCGGAAACAUUGCUGGUGACAGCCCACAAUGCCGCGACUACGUCCUUAGCUGUGGCGCCCUGAAGCCUCUGCUGGCCCUGCUUGGCGACAGCCGCAAGCUCAGCAUGCUGCGCAACGCUACCUGGACCUUGAGCAACUUCUGCCGGGGCAAGACCCCUCAGCCAGACUGGAACACAAUCGCCCCUGCGCUUCCCGUGCUAUCCAAGCUGGUCUACUCUCUGGAUGACGAAGUCUUGAUCGAUGCCUGCUGGGCAAUCUCCUACCUGUCCGACGGGUCCAACGAUAAGAUACAGGCAGUUAUUGAGGCCGGUAUCCCCCGCCGUCUGGUGGAGCUGCUCAUGCACGCCUCCACCUCUGUGCAGACCCCCGCGCUGCGCUCUGUCGGAAACAUUGUCACCGGCGACGACGUCCAGACCCAGGUCAUCAUCAACUGUGGUGCCCUGCCCUGCCUGCUGUCCCUCUUGAGCUCGAACAAGGACGGCAUCCGGAAGGAGGCGUGCUGGACUAUCUCCAACAUCACGGCCGGUAACUCUACCCAGAUCCAGGCCGUCGUCGACGCCAACAUCAUCCCUCCUCUGAUCCACCUGCUCUCCAACGGCGACCUCAAGACGCGCAAGGAGGCUUGCUGGGCUAUCAGCAACGCUACUAGUGGAGGUCUUCAGAAGCCCGAUCAGAUCCGCUACCUUGUCGCCCAGGGCUGCAUCAAGCCCCUGUGUGACCUCCUUGGCUGCCCAGACAACAAGAUCAUCCAAGUCGCUCUGGAUGGCCUCGAGAACAUUCUCAAGGUCGGCGACUUGGACAAGCAAGCUGCCGGUGAUGCACCAGAUGCUAUCAACCGCUAUGCCCUGUUCAUUGAGGAGUGUGGCGGCAUGGAGAAAAUUCAUGAGUGCCAGACCAAUGCCAACGAGGAGAUCUACAUGAAGGCCUACAACAUCAUCGAGAAGUACUUCUCUGACGAGGACGAGAACGCCGAUGACGGCAUGGCACAGGCACAAGGUCCCAAUGGCACAUUCGGUUUCGGUGCCAACGGUGGUGGCCAGGGUGCCGCGCCUUUCAACUUCUCCAACACCAACGAGAAUGAGUCCAUGGAGAUGUAG
This is a messenger RNA of Diaporthe amygdali, 1665 nucleotides long. RefSeq lists its product as uncharacterized. Gene Ontology annotation, cellular component: cytoplasm; nucleoplasm; nucleus. NCBI's taxonomy places the organism in Eukaryota, Fungi, Ascomycota, Sordariomycetes, Diaporthales, Diaporthaceae. The transcript is spliced from 3 exons. Bases 1 to 1665 code for a protein of 554 amino acids. The record is from RefSeq and is a predicted model, not a curated record. Gene Ontology annotation, molecular function: protein binding; nuclear import signal receptor activity. Gene Ontology annotation, biological process: NLS-bearing protein import into nucleus.